AUUUUUAUUAUAGUCUGUGAAAAGUGGUCAAAGUGGUUGAUUGUUCGUUGAAUUUUGGUCGCUGCCGUGCGUUAACGUGAAAUAAACACAGUCGCUUGAAUUGGGCCAUGGCGAACGAAAUAGUGUGCUUAGUUAAAAAACACAAUAGUUUAUAGACCUUGUUUAAUUUUCGUGAACGAAAGUCACCAUGGAAAUUGUCGACGUUGAAGAAUGCCAGCCCGACCCUACAGCGGUCACAAGAAAGAAAAGUUUAUGGGCUAAAAUUAACAAUAGGACAACGUACAGUUAUUUAUUUAACAUCGUAGUAUCAAUACUGUUGCUCACAUGCCUGGUUCUGGUGCUUUAUUUUUUCAAGGAGUAUCUAAAGACGAUUUUAUACUGGGUGGACGCUCAGGAUCCGUGGAUAAUAUUUUUGUUAUUUAUGGGUUUAUUUUUGAUCGUCAGUUUUCCUGUGACGAUAGGAUAUUUAGUGUUGAUAAUAACUAGUGGAUAUUUGUUCGGGAUCGUUCAGGGUUUAGUAACUGUUUUGGUGAGUGCGAACUUUGGCGUGGCAGUGGCUCACUUUACCCUGAAAGCGUUGCGGAACUACCUGCCCCUGGACCGGCUGCUCAAGAACGAGACGGCGCGAGCCCUGCUGAAGGUGAUUUCGGGACCGCAAGCCUUCAAAAUUGUAUUUUUCGCGAGACUGACGCCAAUACCUUUUGGAUUGCAGAACACAAUAUUUGCUGUAAGUGACGUGGGUGGUUGUGGGUACCACCUAGCGACGAUGCUGGGCCUAUUGCCGGCGCAGGUGAUCAACGUGUACCUCGGCUCCACGCUGCGGUCUAUGCACGAUGUGCUGCACGAGUCACACCUCACUGGAUACAUCGUGUUUGCAUUUCAGAUCCUGAUCGGCAUAACAUUGAUGGUGUGGGUGGUGCAGAAGGCGCGCAAAGAGCUGACGAUAGCCAUCAUGGCGGCGGAGCUCGGCCGGGAGACGAUAUCCACGUCCAGCAGCUCCUCGAUCAGCUAGCCAACACCCAGGGCUUCCACAGACGUGGACAGCGUCUCCGAGGAACCGUCGAGCUAGGGCUGGCCCUACGCCUGCUUCCGACACACGUUCGAAGCCCGCGAUGAAGAAACUUACGUAUGAAAUAAAGGGUUCGUUACAACCCUGUGAUAUUAUAUUAUAAUCGCCAUGUUACCUCCAAGAGGAUUAGUUUAAACGGACAUGUGGGGACUCUGAAGGUUAUCGUUAAUAUUUGUGAGACUUUCCUUGUAUUAUAUUGUUUAUCGACAUAGGUGAGUAUUAGAUUAUGUAUAUGUGAUGUGUACUAAUGAAUCUCGCUCAGUAACUGACUGACGUUUAUGGAUACUUAGUUUGACGUUUGACAGGACGACCCGUGCCUCAAGACAAGGUUCAUUGCCAAGUAUUGUGAGUCGCGUUAAAAAGAUUUGCGUGCGAAAUUAAUACGCGAUUGUUUCCAUGAAGUUUACGAUUGUAUUCGGAUAUUUUCGCAGGCAUUCGUCACAGAAGUUGUAUUGUUAGAAAUACCGUGAAAUAAAUUUUAGUUUAAUGCCUUUUAUGUCACAUGAGACUUUUGGCGAAAAAGAAAAGAUUGGGAUAUGUCGUUGGUUAAUAUCGGGUAUUGAUCAUUAUCCACAUUUGUCUGGAUAUAGGACAUAACGCACGAAACAUCUGAAAACUACGCGAGGCUUGAUAGGUUAUAGUAAUAUUUGUUAUAACUAAAUAAAAUCUAGAUGAUUGACGAUAUCUGAUGGCAGCUAAAAUAUUUUAAUUUAUUGAAUUCUUAUCGCAAAACUUUUUUGUAUUUAUAAUAACAACCUAUUCACGGGUACAAUCACUGUCAAACGUGUUAAGGAUAAUUGUUAAAAUAAAUCAGUGUGCAAACAAAACUCAUACAAAUACCUGCUCAAAUAGCAAACCACAAAUUGAUAUACAAUCGUAACACGUAUAGAGUAUAAUUGACAAUUAUUUAUUAUGAAACCAUUUUGCACGAAUAUUAUCAACUGAUAAUUCAAACACGUUGGAGGUCGGGACAAGGUCUGUUUUAUUACGGAACCAAAUAGCUUAAGUGAGUUGCACAUGUAAUUAUGUACUCUAUGGUGUAUAUAUAGAGUCCACUUUAACGUAAAACGCUAGCUAAACAGAUAAAUGGAGAUAACUCAUUUCAUGAAAACCCCGGGACGUAAUAAACGGCCAUUUUUAGUACAUUAUUGACAUUAUGUCAAUAACAUUCCUCUAGUGGAGUUUAUUCAAGUUUAAACGUUUGUGUGAUAGGAAUUUGGUAUCUCCGUUUUUCUCUUCUGAUAUACAAUAGAGUAAGGAAAACCAAAAUAUUGUAUGAAAUGUACAUAGUCGGUAGAUUUUCCAGUUGGGUACCAGACGAUUUAUUUUUCAACGGUUUUUUCAGCAAAUAAAAUACUUUUCGGAAUUUAUAUUCGUAGUGUUUAGUAUUAAUGUUGUUGCCAAAUUUUAUCGCAGGUAAAAGAGUUUAGUCGUUUUAUUAUGUGUUUAUAUUAUACCGUUUUAGUUCGUUUUUAAUUAUUAUAGAGUUAUUAAUAUUAGCAAUAUGAUGUGAUGAUUCUGGGCACAAUAUAUUACAGUCACAGUAAAAUUCCUUUAUAAAUAUUUCAGUACAAUUCAGAGUGCUAAUAUAUUAUACAGUUAGAAACGAUUAUAGCUUUCUAAAAUUCUAACAGUUGUUUUUGAAAAAAACACAAUUUUAGAAUAAAAAACGCAGUGUCACAAUUAACUAGUUUUAACUUUUAAUUUAACAAGGAAAAAUGCAUUUACACACGUAUGUACGUAUACCUAGCGUUAUUUUUACCCAUCUGUUUCGUGGAUCUAAUAGCGUGACUUGCGUGCUCCCUCUAGUGUAUUCUAACAUAACAAUUUGCAUUAUUCCACUUAAUAAUAUUCGUUUAAACUGUACACUUAUAAAAUUAAUAGCCAUUUCUAUUUUUGGUUAUUAGGUACACAUUUGUGAAUAGUUUCCAUUUUUAUUUAAAUGAAAUAUCGCUAUAUUACACUGCCAUUUAUUUUUCGGUACAUGUUAAUUAGAAAUUAUACCUAAAUCGAAACUCUUUUGCCUGCGACUGUACGCAUUCUUUUGAUGCCAAUACAAUUUUAUUGUAUUACUAAAAGUAUUUGGCAUUUAUUCUUAUGAAAUCGAGACUAAGUAUCGUCGCGAACAGCGAAAGUAUUAGUUGUACCUAAUAAUUGUUAUGAACAUGUGGUACAUCGGUAGUGUGAUUUUGACUUUAAAUAAAUAAUUAAUUAUUGUUUCCCUAAAUAUUUUGUAACCACCAUCGAUGGUUUAACCAAUUAAUCAUUUUUCCUUAUUCGUGUUGCUUUUUGAUUAAAUAAUAAUUUAUCAUUACGUGCAAUAUUUUAAUGAGAUUCUUUCUGAUCUCAAUUUUGGUGUUGAUUGAAAAUAAUAUUUUUUCUUCUGUUUUUUUUUUUUUAAUUAUGGUUACAUAACGUUUUGUGAUAAUUUGUGUUCACUAUUUCUUUUUAACUAAAUUCUUGUUUAUCAUGAUAAAACAAUUAGCAUUUCUUUUCACAAACAUAUUUUACUGUAAUAGAUACCUAUUUAUUUAAUACAAGAAACCAUUAAAAAUUUAUUCUUCCUAUAAAACCUAAAGACUGAUUUUUGUUUGAAUUAAUUUCCUAUGCAUUGAAUAAAUUUUUAGGCUUCUUACCUUAAAAUCUUAAAAUAUGUUCUUAAUUAUGAAUGUAAUCAGUUCUUUAUUUAUUUUUUGGCGAUAUGAAAUUAAUAUUUUAUUGAAGAAAGAUUAAUAUAAAUUUGUAAUUUUAAUUUGUAAAUUGUAACAGUCUGUGUAUCAGUCAUAUUUAUUAUUUAUUUAUACAAUCAUCUAAUGUGUGGACAUUAACAAAAAAAUAUGUUUCUUAUAUAAACUAAUAGCUUAAUUUUUUAUUUUAUAAAUUUGUAACAUCGAACAGUGCCAUUUAUUUAUUUUAUAAUAUUAAAAUAAAUUAUCUAUAUUUUAAUGUCUGAGCCAUGGAUACAGUGAAAUGAUUGAGCAUUACUUACGACUCAUAAAAUUUCGAAAGUUAAGUCUCACUCGCGCCAUCUUUUACUAACUAACAAAUGUUGCCAGCGCAAUCUAUUUUAUUUGUUUGUGUGGAAUAAUUAAACGUGUUUCUCGAUCAUUUUCUAUAUCUGUGGUCGCCUGCUCUGAAUGGAUUUGGAAAAUUAAUAAUUAUAAUUAUCUAAUUCGUGUGAAGAUUAUAAUCUAAUUACAAAACGUUCGAAUUGUGUGCAAUCAAUCUGUGCAAUAGAUUUUUAUAAAUCUAUGUUUGUAACAGUUUUUUUUUUCUAUUUCUGUGCAAUUGUGUUGCGGAUCAACCUACUCUAAUUUAUACAAAACUAGACUGUGGGCCUCUUCUACGUAAGAGCUUUAACCAUAAUCUUCGUAUUUGGGAGAUGCGGGUUUAUCAGAUAGAGUUACCAGUCGUGAGGCUCAUUGCCAGUCGGGCUACAAAACCCGUGGGAAGAGUAGGUUGAUGUGCUGGUCACCAAACACUUUCAAGGCCCAAACCAUUGCCUGAUAUUGCUCAUGGAAAUAUUUGUACAUUGUACAACCACUAAAAGUCGGCUAAAGUAUUGAACAAAAUCUACGUUUACUUUUAUAAAAAAUCUGAUUUGUAAAAAUAAUUCUAUGUUUUGUAUAAAUUGCUAUGAUUCAACAUCGUUUGUUAGUAUGACCUGUGCCAAAUUAUUUUUAAAAUUAAUUUUGGCUAAUUGUUGUAAUUUCUCUUGUUGUAGUUACUUGUGUGUUAGCCAAAAUAUUUCGUGGAUUCCACUAAAUAAUUUUCUCUGGUUAAAUAUUGUUGAUCAUUUACUGUUUCAAAUAAUCCCUUCGUAUUUCCAUUAUCUAUUAGCUAAAAAUUUUUGUCUUGUUAAAUGUAUCCUAGAAAGUUUCGAGUAUGGUAACAUUGAAAUCAACUGUCAUAAAUAGUUGUAUGUAAAAUGUAACGAUUUCGAUGUAACCAUAAUAUUGUAGACUUCUUCAAAUACAUUUUAUACUUUACUAAACUGUUUUUAAACGUGAUGCUUAAGUAACCAUACCUAUGCUCAGAAACUUGGAGUUAUUUCACUAUUUUUAUAAUGAAAAAACUUAAUAUUAUAGUCUAAAAAAUAAUGCAUUUAUUGUUAACGAAUUUAUUUUGUGUUAUUUUUAUUAAUAAAUCCCACUGUUAUUAUUUUUAAUACUUGUUGUAAAGUACGUAGCGAUUCACUUCGAUAUUGUACAAUAUGAAAAAUGGUAAAAGGAGCCUUAUACUAGAUGUAAUAAAACAUUCUCUAUUA
Molecule: messenger RNA, 5336 nt
Organism: Spodoptera frugiperda (fall armyworm)
Lineage: Eukaryota; Metazoa; Arthropoda; Insecta; Lepidoptera; Noctuidae
Product: transmembrane protein 64
Exons: 3
Coding region: 188-1012 (274 amino acids)
Source: RefSeq, a predicted model, not a curated record